This is a messenger RNA of Loa loa (African eye worm), 864 nucleotides long. Its product is annotated as protein-tyrosine phosphatase. The coding region runs from base 1 to 864 and encodes 287 amino acids. The transcript has 6 exons. Gene Ontology annotation, biological process: protein dephosphorylation. The record is from RefSeq and is a predicted model, not a curated record. Gene Ontology annotation, molecular function: protein tyrosine phosphatase activity. Lineage: Eukaryota; Metazoa; Nematoda; Chromadorea; Rhabditida; Onchocercidae.
AUGAGUGUGUUGGAAGAAUCAGCAGUGACCAAAGAGAUGGACCAAUUGAAAAAAGAUUUAAAAAAUGGGCCAGUACGUGAUCAGGCAAACAAAUGGAGUGAUUCAUUAUUUGAUAAAGGUGUAGCUGGAUUAGAAAUGGAAUUCGCGAAAUUAAAUAAAAUGGUUGAAAAAAUUGGAACAAAAGGAUUUGAUGCAAAUGCGGAACGAAAUCUUAGCAAAGGUAUUGUAUGUCAAGAUAAGAAUCGAGUUUUGCUAAAAAAUGUUACAAAUAAUUACAUUCAUGCAAAUUAUAUAAAUACACCAAAAUUCACUAAACACUUCAUUUGUACGCAACGACCAAUGCCAACAACCGUAGAAUCAUUUUAUAAAAUGCUUAUACAGGAAGAGGCGCAAUGUGUCGUGAUGUUGUGCGCAUUUAGUGAAAUUACUGAAAAAAGUUGCUCGCCGUACUUUCCACAAUCAUCCACUGACAAGCCAAUGAAAUUUGGCUCUAUCACUGUCAAAUGCAUUGUUGCAGAGAAAAUGAGGGAAGAGGAGAAUAUAACGAUUACUGUACUGGGAAUCACUGAUGCUAGUAAAGCACAACUUGUAGUAAAACAUUAUUACUGGAAAAAUUGGCCUGAAAAGGGUUUUCCGGAUCCGUCACUUGCUGUUUUCAAUUUGAUAUGUGCAAUUCGUGAUUCCAAGAAGCCGAUCGUUGUGCAUUGUUCUGAUGGUGUUGGCCGAAGUGGUGUAUUUGUUGCAAUCGAGUACAUACUACAAAAAUUAUUACGAGGUGACAAUUGCGCCGAUCUCAUAGAUGUGGUGAAGGAAAUUCGAAAUCAACGGGCUAUGGCUAUAAACACUUUUUCGGUUUGCUUAUAA